AAUCAGUGGUUUUUCUGCCUAGCCAAUCACCCCACCAUAUUGUUCAGAGGGGAGAAAAAAGCCACAAAAAACCAAGGAGAAACCUAAUCUUCUAGGAUUCUGUGUAAGACAUAUCGCUUGCACUAGAAUUCAACAGAUAAACAAUCCCUCUCUAGUCUUUGCUUGCCCCCUGUUUCUUUUCUUCUUCUACAACCAUGUCCUCACAACAAGCGGAGGCUGCCCCUCCUGCCUCCGCGACCAAUGCAGUCCUAGUUGCUUCGGAGCCCAUUCCUGAGGGGACCCAUCAGGUUCAGGGUGUAGAUUUUGAGCGUUUCCAAGGCCGUGAUAUCACCGUCGCCGAGAUGGUGGACAAUAUGAAAUACAUGGGGUUCCAAGGUACCGCAGUCGCCGAGGCUACGCGCAUUAUCAAUGACAUGCGAGCCUAUCGUCAUCCCGAAACCGGAGAGAAGACAACUGUCUUUCUCGGGUACACAUCCAAUUUGAUUUCAUCGGGCCUCCGGGACACCAUUCGUUACCUCGUUCGCCAUCGUCACGUUUCUGCAAUUGUUACCACCGCUGGCGGGGUCGAGGAGGAUUUGAUAAAGUGUUUAGCUCCUACCUAUAUGGGUUCCUUUACAGCUCCGGGGGCUGGACUGCGUGCUAAAGGAUUGAACCGGAUUGGCAAUCUCGUUGUUCCUAACAGCAAUUACUGUGCCUUCGAAGAUUGGUUGAUCCCCAUUUUGGAUACGAUGUUGGAAGAACAAGAAGCCGCCAAGAAGAAGGCUCAGCAGACCGGCGACGAGGAAGACGAGCUACACUGGACGCCCAGCCGUAUUAUUGAACGGUUAGGCCAUGAAAUCAACCAUGAGGAUUCCGUGCUUUACUGGGCCGCGCGCAACAAGAUCCCUAUUUUUUGCCCUGCGCUCACCGAUGGCUCCCUAGGAGACAUGCUCUAUUUCCAUACCUUCCGGUCCUCCCCACAACGACUACGUGUAGAUAUAGUUGAUGAUGUGCGUCGCAUCAACACGAUGGCCGUCCGGGCCGCCCGUGCUGGUAUCAUCAUCCUCGGAGGUGGGGUGGUAAAGCACCAUAUCGCCAAUGCAUGUCUAAUGCGGAAUGGAGCGGAACAUGCGGUCUAUGUAAAUACGGCUCAGGAAUUCGAUGGAAGCGACGCUGGAGCUCGUCCAGACGAGGCUGUUAGCUGGGGAAAGAUCAAGGCGGAUGCCAAGGCAGUCAAGGUGUAUGCGGAGGCCACUGUAGUCUUCCCUUUGAUGGUUGCGGCCUCCUUUGCCCGGGCCGACCAACCUUCCACCGAUACGAAUGACAAAUCCCAAAACUAAAGUACCGAGGCCUUUUUUUUCUUUAGUGAGCGGGGUGGGCUACGGAGAUAGCAGUGUUCGUUGGUGGACUAACAUCACGGCAGAAACCUGCUCGGAGGCGGCUUCCCCCAAGCCUCGAAUUUUAUGCAGUGAUU
Molecule: messenger RNA, 1453 nt
Organism: Aspergillus alliaceus
Lineage: Eukaryota; Fungi; Ascomycota; Eurotiomycetes; Eurotiales; Aspergillaceae
Product: deoxyhypusine synthase
Exons: 2
Coding region: 195-1319 (374 amino acids)
Biological process (GO): peptidyl-hypusine biosynthetic process
Cellular component (GO): cytoplasm
Molecular function (GO): deoxyhypusine synthase activity
Source: RefSeq, a predicted model, not a curated record